AUGUCUUUUAAUACUUUACGCCGAAGCACUUUCCGUCUCAUCUCGAUCCGUAAUCAAUUUCCUCCAAUCUCCCAAAGACCAUUCGCGUUUACACCCCGUCGCACAAUGUCCAUCCCUACUACCAUGAAGGCUGUCGUGGUCGAGCAGACCGGUGGCCCCGAGGUCUUGCAGUACAAGACCGAGUACCCUGUUCCCACAGCUAAGGAGGGCCAGCUCCUCGUGCGCAACAACAUCUCCGGUAUCAAUUUCAUCGACACAUACUUCCGCACAGGCUUGUACGCUUCCCCCAAGCCCGAAAUCCUGGGCCGGGAGGGCGCCGGUGUUGUCGCAGCUGUUGGCCCUAAUACCACUGGAUUUGCUGUUGGAGACCGUGUGGCUUGGAUGGCUAAUGGUGGAUAUGCUGAAUACACCGCUGUUCCAGCGGCCAAGACGGUUAAGAUCCCUGAGGGAAUCAGUGAUGAGGAUCUUAUGGCUUCUUUCUUGAGUGGAUUGACUGUUCUCUCAUUCGCUAAGGAGACCUAUGCCGUGCAGAAGGGUGAUUGGGUUCUACUGCAUGCAGCUGCUGGUGGUGCUGGAUUCCUCAUGACUCAGAUUCUCAAGUCAAUUGGAGCUAAUGUCAUCGGUACUGCUGGUGGUGCGGAGAAGUGUGCCCUGGUUAAGAGCCUCGGUGCGGAUGUGGUUAUUGAUUACCGCAGCGAGGAAGGCAAAGACUGGGUUAAGAAGGUUAAGGAGGUUACUGGUGGUCGGGGUGUCGAUGUGGUGUAUGACUCUGUCGGCAAGGAUACUUGGGAAGGUAGCUUGGAAGCUGUUAAGCGCAAGGGAACGAUUGUCUGGUUUGGCAAUGCCAGUGGACCAGUUCCUCCUAUUCCCCUCCCCAAAUUGUCUCCCAAGUGUGUUAAGAUUGCUCGUCCCACUCUCUUUGGUUACAUCGAGACUCGAGAGGAGUUUGAAUACUACACCAAUGAGCUCUUCCGCUUGCUCAAGUCUGGCGAGCUCAAGGUCAAAAUCCACAAGAUUUACCCUAUGGAGGAUAUUAUGCAGGUUCACCAGGAUUUGGAGGGCCGCAAAACAAUGGGCAAGCCUCUCAUCAAGCCUUAA
Penicillium malachiteum is the source of this 1098-nucleotide messenger RNA. RefSeq names its product quinone oxidoreductase family protein. Gene Ontology annotation, cellular component: cytoplasm. Bases 1 to 1098 code for a protein of 365 amino acids. The transcript is spliced from 3 exons. NCBI's taxonomy places the organism in Eukaryota, Fungi, Ascomycota, Eurotiomycetes, Eurotiales, Aspergillaceae. Gene Ontology annotation, biological process: cellular response to oxidative stress. Gene Ontology annotation, molecular function: quinone reductase (NADPH) activity; zinc ion binding. The record is from RefSeq and is a predicted model, not a curated record.